UGGCAGAAUAAGAGCUUUGGAGAGGAAUAAACUCACAAAGAAGACUUUAGAACUGGCACAGCAGUACUUCUUGCCCCCAUACUCUUUCCAGAUUCGAGUUGGUGCUUUGUACCUUCUCUAUGGGCUCUACAGUACACAGCUUUGUGAGCCAAAACAAAAGAUCAGAAUUGCACUCAAGGAUUGGCCUGAAAUCCAGAAAUUUCAACAGGACCUGAUAAACUCCCAGCAUUAUGACGCAGCGUACAUCUUCAGGACACUGCGACUUGCCAGAGCAUUCCACUUCACAGCAAUGCCAAAGCUACUAAACUACCGAACUAAGAAGAAGGUUCAGGAAAAUGAAUUUAAAGAAGAAUUUAAGGACCCAAGUAACAGAGUAAACAGCCUCAUCACUAAUGAUGUAUUGGAGGAACUAAUGAAUAUUCAUGACCACUAUCAAAAAAUGAAGUGUGUCAUUUCAGCUGACAAAUCCCAGCCAGACAAGGCACUGAGCUUGAUAAAAGAUGACUUUGUAGUUACUCUUAAAGACAUAACUUUGGAACAUCAGGAAUGGCAGCAGAACAGAAUGAAGUUAUUCCUACAUGCUAAAGAAACUGAUGAAAUAUCAAACAAAAAGGAAGAAGAGGCUUUGCUAGAAUCAGAGGGUUCUGAAAGAGCAAAUGCAUUGGCUAGAAUCAAAUACAAGUCUUACUCUGCAGUUGCUGAGGCUUCCAAAUCCAGAAGACAUCGUCAAGUAAAAUUAGAAUCUGCUGAAUCAGGAUCAAAUUAUGGGAAAUCUCCAAGCCAAAGUCAAAAAAACAGUCAGAGACCACAGCCAUCGAGGAGAAGAAAAUCUUUGGAAAUCAAAGGUGAAACACAAGCGGCAAAGGAAACUGUUACUCGGCAUAUUGGGAUGCCUGUCAUCACAGAGGAAAGCUCAGAUGAAGGAG
Molecule: messenger RNA, 926 nt
Organism: Apaloderma vittatum (bar-tailed trogon)
Lineage: Eukaryota; Metazoa; Chordata; Aves; Trogoniformes; Trogonidae
Gene: SNAPC1
Product: small nuclear RNA activating complex, polypeptide 1, 43kDa
Exons: 8
Biological process (GO): snRNA transcription by RNA polymerase II; snRNA transcription by RNA polymerase III
Cellular component (GO): snRNA-activating protein complex
Molecular function (GO): sequence-specific DNA binding
Source: RefSeq, a predicted model, not a curated record